CCGGAGCGCAGUUUUCUUGCGUUAUGAAAGAGUGAAAUGUUGGAUAACUGCUGGUUUCCUGCGCUUACACAACGCCAUGCGGACAGCUGGGGGGCUCCCGCUUGUCUAGGUUUUCCAAAAGACGUCUGAAGCGAGUGUUUUUGUGAAUGAGAAAACAAGGGGAGAGACAAGACGGCAAUGGCGAAGCGGAGAGAGCCCGCAGAGACGCAGGCCAAUACAAAGAAAACCAAGCAGGUGCUGAAGGCGAAGAGCAGCGCAGCAAAAACAAGAGCGAAGAAGAAAGAUGCAGGUAAUGGCAUCACAGAGAAAGAGGAGAAGCUCGAGAGGAAGUUCAAACCCAAGUCACGUCAGUCCUCAAAAGCAGCAGCAAAGACUAACUCUUCCUCCAAAUCCGCCACCACCACCUCUGCUGACAGAACCAGUAAAUACUUCCAGUCACCAGUGAAGGAGGAGGAGAGUGACAGUGAGGAUGACUUUGACAUGGUGACCUCACCACCACGUGUGGUUACAGCGAAUGCCAAGAAACCAGUGAAAGAAGAAGAAGAGGAGGAGGAGGACGAUGAUGAUGACAGUGAGGAAGAUGAGGAUGAUUGGGAGGAAGUGGAAGAGCUAGCUGAGCCACCUGAUCCAGCUGAACCAUCUGACCCCCUCCUGCCCUCUCAGCCGGUAGAGAUAGAGAUCGAGACUCCAGAAGUCAGGAAGAAGCAGAAGAGGCAGGCGGAGUUUGAGACGUAUCUGAAGCGGAUGAUGAACAGAUAUAAGAAAGACCUGCUGAUGGACACACACAAGGUCCACCUCAUGUGCCUCAUAGCCAGCGGGAUGUUUCGCAACCGUCUGUGCAGCGAACCGGACCUGCUGGCCAUCACUCUGUCGCUGCUACCCGCCCACUUCGGCGUGGUCGCUAAGGAACGCAUGGACCAAAACUACCUCUCUGGACUGCUCAAAUGGUUCAGAGCAACAUUCACCCUCAAUCCCAGUCUUCCCUGUGAGGAGCGUCCAGACCCCCGGGCUCUCCUGGAGAGGCGGCUGGCCAGCCUUUCAGCCAGGAACCACCAAGAGAUGACUCAUCUGUUCCUGUUGGUCCUGAGGUCUCUGCAGCUCUUCUGCCGACUGGUUCUUUCUCUACAGGCGAUUUCUUUCAAAGCCCCAUCAGCCAAGGGCAAAGGGGCAAGAACGUCCACUGGUGCCCCAGGAAAGAGCCACACAAACCAAGAAGCCUCCAAGACCACCUCACCGGAGCCGAAGGUCUCUCCUGGCACCAAGAGACCAGCUGGAGAAGGGAAAGCCAAAGGUGACAGAGGAGGAAAGAAAGCAAAGAGAAAGGAUAUAAAGGAGGAGGAGGAAGAAGAGGAGAAGACUAUAACAUCAGGAGGACAGAGACCAAAGAACUCAAAACGCCGCAGUGUUGCCUCAAAAGUCAGCUACAAGGAGGAAAGCAACAGCGAAGGCGAUGAAGGGCUUAGCGCGGAUGAAUUUCAAGCGACCAGUGAGGAGGACAGUGAGGAUUCAGACAGUGAGGCUAAAUCCACAAAGGGGAAGAAGGGCAGAGGGAAGAGCAAAGCCAAAGUGAGCAACAACAAGAACACCGCAGCUCCAAAGAGAAGGAGUGGCGGAGGGAAAAAACAGGUAAAAGACGAGGGGGACAAAGAGUGGGAGGAAGGGGAGGACAAUGACGAAGAAGCAGAAGGAACAACAAAUAACGGAACAAAGCGAAAGAGUGGAAAGAAGAAGGAAGGGCCUGGAGCGGAUGAGUGGUUGGAGGUGUAUCUGGAAAAAACGUCUUCCUGGGUUUGCGUGGAUGUUGAGCACGGUGUCGGGAUGCCUCACCUCUGCUCCCAGAAUGCAACAGCACCGGUGACGUACGUGGUGUCAGUGGAUGGGGAUGGGUUUGUGAAGGACCUGGGAAGAAAGUACGACCCCACCUGGAUGACAUCGUCCAGGAAGAGGCGGGUGGAUGAGGAAUGGUGGGAGGAAACGCUCGAGCCAUUCCUGGGACCUGAGGAUGAGAGGGACAUGAAGGAGGACAAGGAGCUCCAGAACAAGCUUCUGAACAAACCCCUGCCAAUCUCCAUAACAGAGUACAAGAACCACCCACUGUACGCCUUAAAGAGACACCUGCUGAAGUAUGAAGCCAUCUACCCUUCAACGGCCACUGUACUGGGAUACUGCAGAGGAGAGCCGGUCUACUCCAGGGAUUGUGUGCACACUCUCCACUCCCGAGACACUUGGCUGAAAGAAGCAAGAACUGUCAGACUAGGAGAAGAGCCAUACAAAAUGGUGAAGGGCUUCUCGAAUCGUUCCCGUAAGGCCAGGAUGAUGUCUGAGCUGAAGGAAGAAAACGACCUGCCUCUGUUUGGAGAAUGGCAGACUGAAGAGUACCAACCGCCUAUAGCUGUGGAUGGGAAGGUUCCCCGUAACGACUACGGUAACGUGUACCUGUUUAAGCCCUGUAUGUUACCGGUGGGCUGUGUUCACCUCAGGCUGCCCAACCUGCACCGCGUGGCCAAGAAGCUGAACAUGGACGCCGCUCCUGCCGUCACAGGCUUUGACUUCCAUGGAGGAUACUCGCACGCUGUGACUGAUGGCUACAUUGUGUGUGAGGAGCACGAGGAGGUUCUCAGAGCCGCCUGGGUGGAAGAACAAGAGCUUCAGAAACAGAAGGAGAAAGAGAAAAGAGAAAAGAGGGCAAUCUCCAACUGGACUCUGCUGGUGAAAGGACUCCUGAUCAGAGAAAGGCUUAAGCAGCGCUACGGCAAGAAGAACCAGGGGUUGGGGAGCCUUGUUCAAGGAGACAACACCGGUGGCUUCUCAUCUGACGAGGAGGCGGUUGAGGGUGAAAGUCCUGGAGCCAAGACUGCAUCUGAAACUUUGGCCAUGUCCUGGCCCCAGAACAGACAAGCAGAGGAGGAUGGCGGGAACACCAGCGGUCUGAAGAGGAAGUCGACAGCAAAACGAGAGAAGAGAGGACAAGAGAAACAUUUGUUCCCCUUUGAGAAAGUGUAGUGUCGUUGAAACUCUUACCAAGUUUUGAUAAAUCAAGGUUGAAAGCUCUGCUUUCUAAAAGCACUUGAUUUACUGCUCCAACUACUACUGAUAUUACUUUCUUCACUUGCCUUUAAAGCAGGACAGAAUGUGUCUGAGGAGCAACAGAUGUGAGAUCAUUUUAGCAAGUCUAAUCGACCCUGGAACUUUUGGCAGCAGCACUACAAGGAGGAGCGAAUGACAGAAAGAAAGGACGAAGAAGAAGAAGGAAUGUUUCAUAGUGAACUGAUUUUCAGAUAAUAUAUGCAUUAAUCCUCCUCCACUAUCACUGUAUGUAUUCCCAUUAGUUCACAUUCUGUAUUGUUAGUGUUCUGUAUGAAAACUUAAUAGAGAUACAGUACGUGCCAGUGCGAAAUGUGCAUGGUCAGUAUCAAAUCCAGCAAGCUGACACAUGUGCUCUUGUGUUGAACAGUGUUUUCAGCUUUUCUUGAAGAGAACAAACUCAAAAUGAAUGUGAGAACCAGGAAAGUGUCCUUGCAGUUUCAUGUGUGUUUAACAUUACAUAAAGACACGCAGCUGGCCAUUGUGCUCAGACAGCUGUGAUGCACUCAGCUCUCUUGCAAAUAUUCAGUGGGUGUGCUCCAAAACCUGUACAGUGCUGGUUUGAGCCCAGUGGGCGUAGUUUUCAUUUCAGCUCAGCACACUAAACGGUAUACAGCUUAUGUCGGCUUGGAUCGAUGGUGUGUGUGUGGAAAGUAAACGCAAAUACCGUGUGUAACAACAGCACCUGCCAACAACACAGGCUAAUAAACACACAUUUCUAAUGUCUUGUAGCAGCUGAAUCAAAAUGGAAAAACUGCCAACACAUUAAAGCUAUUAGCUGUUAGCCCGGCCACUACUUGCUAUAGUCUCAUUUUAUCACAUUCCAUGUAAGCAGGUUUCACCAACCCUGCAAAUACAUGACCUGUAGCACUCCAGUACGACCAAAUGGAGCACAGCCAUUGUUACUGGUCUGACUGUUCACCGUGUUUUUAGCUCAACCACUAUGCACUUUUGAGUUGAUGUAACUGACUUUGGGUUGAAGAGUGUUGUCAUCUGACAGAAGAGCGUGUAAUCCUUUAUAUGGAGGUAUAAUAUGAAAACCACACUAAGACAAGAGCAGGUUGUUUGUCAUCUUAGCUCACACUCCCUGUCUUGAUUUCUCAAAAAUACCGUACCUACCAUUGUUCUCUUCUUCCUUUUGUUAGGCUGCUAUAGCCCUGGAGGUUCACUUGUUCCUGCUGUAUUCUGGUAUAUCGUUGUCAAAUUCAGCCUCUUUAUCUCACACUGAUCUCUUUCACACUUUUUGUCACUGUUUCACACCCUGUGUCUAUACGUGUUCGCACACAGCAGCUGAUGGCUGUGUUUAAAGCAGUAAGCAGUAAGCAGUUUUGUACGAAAAGUAUUUUUGUAAGGAAUCUUUAAAUACAAGUAAAAAGCAAAACAACUGAAUUUCAUUUUGUAGUCUUUUUUAAAUAGACUUUGGUAUGUGUUUUUUUUUUUCUUGUUAUGUUUAUUAGACAUUUCUAAAAGUAUAAAUAUAUCCCCAUAUUAGUAAUGUUAGUAGUAGAAAAAAUAGUAAUUUUAUGCAAAUGACCAUGACACAGCUUUUUCCAAAUUUCCAAAUCAUCAA
Toxotes jaculatrix (banded archerfish) is the source of this 4654-nucleotide messenger RNA. It is a transcript of the gene xpc, whose product is annotated as xeroderma pigmentosum, complementation group C. The transcript is spliced from 14 exons. Gene Ontology annotation, cellular component: cytoplasm; nucleotide-excision repair factor 2 complex; XPC complex. Lineage: Eukaryota; Metazoa; Chordata; Actinopteri; Toxotidae. Gene Ontology annotation, biological process: mismatch repair; nucleotide-excision repair. Gene Ontology annotation, molecular function: single-stranded DNA binding; damaged DNA binding. Bases 178 to 3003 code for a protein of 941 amino acids. The record is from RefSeq and is a predicted model, not a curated record.